Molecule: messenger RNA, 1254 nt
Organism: Rotaria sp. Silwood1
Lineage: Eukaryota; Metazoa; Rotifera; Eurotatoria; Philodinida; Philodinidae
Source: the annotation of a GenBank genome assembly
AUGAUUAUCCCUGUUCAACCUACGAAACCAUUCUCUAAAUUUUCUCCAGAUGAAACAUAUUCCGUUUCUUCACUUCAUGAAAAUCCUCGUGUAGGCAAUGGUCUUAUCUCACACCAAGUUCAUCCUCAACAAAAACUAACCGUUAUGGAACUAUUGACUGAACAUCAAUUGAAUAGCAUAUCAAGAUUAUCUCAUACACCUCAUCAUAUUGAAGAAGAACAAAUAUGUCUCCCUGAUUUAUCCUAUUCUGACUUAAACGAUAUUCAAAAAGCUAAACUAGUUACACUUAUUAAACAAUAUCCACAAGUUUUCACCGAGAAACUUGGUCGGACUCAUCUUGUUAAACACGUAAUCGAACUUCAACCAGGAAUAGAAUCCGCAAACACUCAACCAUAUCGUCUCCCCCCAUCUAAAAAAGCUAUAGUCGAUCAACAACUAGAAGAGAUGCUCCAAGCUGGUCAUACUAUUCCUUCAUAUAGUCCUUGGGCAUCUCCAAUCGUAUUAUCCCCUAAAAAAGAUGGUACACUCAGAUUUUGUGUUGAUUAUCGAAAGUUGAAUGCUAAUACAAUUCGUACAGCAUAUCCUAUGCCUCAAGUUGACGAUACCCUUGAUUCACUCAGGGAAGCAGCGUUUAUUACUCAUCGCGGCCCCUAUGAAUUUUUAGUCAUGCCUUUUGGACUGUCUAAUGCUCCUGCCACAUUUCAGAGAUUAAUGGAUCUUAUCUUAGCUGGAAUAAAAUGGCAGUCAUGUCUUGUCUAUAUAGAUGAUAUUGUCGUAUUGUCUUCCACAUUUGAACAACAUCUUAAAGAUUUAUCCUCUGUCUUUGAUCGACAUAUUAUUACUCCUGACGGUAUUAAACCUGAUCCCGGUCUAAUCGACUCCGUGAAACUUUUUCCUCAACCUACACGAUUAAAAGAUAUUCAAUCAUUUUUAGGCUUAACUGGAUACUACAGAAAAUUUAUAAAAGAUUACGCUAAAAUACGUUCUCAUCAAAAAUCUAAACGUCCACCAAAUAACAUAGAAUGGUCUGUUGAAUGUACUAUAGCCUUUGAACGAUUAAAAACUGCACUUACUCAGGCUCCUAUACUUCGAGCUCCAAAUUUUAAUGAACCUUUCAUUUUGGAAACAGAUGCCUGUGAUUAUGGUCUUGGUGCUGUCAUUACUCAAGAAUAUGAUAAUAAAAAAUUUGUUAUUGCUUACGCUAGCCGAACUCAAACAGCAGCUGAGAGAAAUUAUUUUCCUACAAAUAUUUAG